AUGUUGCGGCAGCUCCACGAUGACAUGAUGAUACGCGUCAAGGACAAUGGAGUCAUCUCAGAGGCAUUCGCAGUGAGCAACGGCGUGAAGCAGGGCUGCGUCCUCGCGCAUACCCUUUUCAGUCUCAUGCUUACUGCCAUGCGGAUGGAGGCCUACCGUGACGGACAUCCUGGGAUCCGCAUCGCCUACAGGACGGACGGCCAACUCCUCAAUCAGCGACAGAUGCACUUUCAGUCACGUGUAUCCACAACUGCCGUCCAUGAACUUCUCUUCACCGACAACUGCGCCCUCAAUACCACUUCGGAAGAGGACGUGCAAAGGGGCAUGGGCAUCUUCGCCGCCGCCGCCGCCGCCGCCUGCGACAACCUCGGCCUGUCCAUCAACAUGACGAAGAGGGUGGUCAUACAUCAACCACAACCCGACGCUGCCUACAACGCACCCCAAAUCAACGUGAACGGCGCCCAGCUGCAAGUGGUGGAUAACUUCACCUAUUUGGGCAGCCCCAUCUCCCUCGUCCCCAAGAUCUACCAUGAAGUAAUCCACCGGAGCUCCAAAGCCAGUCAAGCCUUCGACCGAUUGCAAAGCACAGUUUGGAAUCGUCACGGUCUCCGUCUCAGCAUCAAACUGAUGAUGUACAGGGCGGUCAUCCUGCCGACACUGCUGUAUGGAGCGGAAACCUGGACGGUCUACAAGCAGGCGCGGAGACUCAAUCACACCCAACUUAACUGUCUUCGACGGAUACUGAAGCUUAGGUGGCAGAACCGGAUCCCCGACACUGACGUACCGGAGCGGACGGCAAUCCACAGCAUCUACGCCAUGCUGAGACAACUUCAGUUGCGUUGGAGCGGCCAACUCGCGCGGAUGGACGGCUAG
Spirometra erinaceieuropaei is the source of this 873-nucleotide messenger RNA. NCBI's taxonomy places the organism in Eukaryota, Metazoa, Platyhelminthes, Cestoda, Diphyllobothriidea, Diphyllobothriidae. The record is from the annotation of a GenBank genome assembly.